Molecule: messenger RNA, 439 nt
Organism: Papilio xuthus (Asian swallowtail)
Lineage: Eukaryota; Metazoa; Arthropoda; Insecta; Lepidoptera; Papilionidae
Gene: SIFa
Product: SIFamide
Exons: 3
Coding region: 54-347 (97 amino acids)
Source: RefSeq, a predicted model, not a curated record
GGUACCCUUUUACCGAACAUGAUUCCAUUCAUUGGUGCGUUUUUGUAGUUGGCAUGGCUCACUUCAAUCAUAGAAAACAAAAUCGCCGCCAUGCAAACCAACCAGACAGUAAAUUUCAAGAAUCCAAGAUGCGCGCAGUUGUUGUUUUUUGCCUCAUCGCCAUGAUCAUUUGUCUGAUCACUCCAACUGAAGGGAACUACAGGAAGCCACCUUUCAAUGGAUCCAUUUUUGGAAAACGAGGAAAUACAGAAAACGAUGCAACUGAAAGGGCCAUGUCAGCGCUCUGCGAAAUUGCUUCCGAGACUUGCCAAAUGUGGUUCUCCCAGACAUCAGAAAACAAGAAAUAAAAUGUGUAUAAUGUCUUAUGUUUCACGCAAUGAAAGUCUUAAUAUCCUUCAAGUUUUUGCAGUGUGAUUUUAAAUUGAAUGAAUAAAUCGAU